This is a messenger RNA of Candidozyma duobushaemuli, 1587 nucleotides long. Its product is annotated as putative peptide hydrolase. The transcript has 2 exons. Bases 1 to 1587 code for a protein of 528 amino acids. The record is from RefSeq and is a predicted model, not a curated record. Gene Ontology annotation, biological process: DNA damage response. NCBI's taxonomy places the organism in Eukaryota, Fungi, Ascomycota, Pichiomycetes, Serinales, Metschnikowiaceae. Gene Ontology annotation, molecular function: single-stranded DNA binding.
AUGUGCGGAAGAUUUGCCCAAGGCAUUUCCAUUGCUCAAUUGCCUGAGCAGUUCAACAAGACGCUUAACCCUGGUUCCGAGAACCAAUUGGCCAAGAAUUCCGAAAGGGAGUUCAAUACUAGGGCCCCUGGUCCAGACGGCCUGGAGCAGGAUGUGGCCAUCAACAUAGUGUCGCUUGACUUUGAUGGUUCCUUCAACAUUCCUCCUACUUCCAAGGCGAUGAUUGUCUACAUGAACAAGGAGAACAAUUACGUUUUUGAGCUGCUGAGCUUUGGCUACGUGGCGACUUUUGAGAAGCCCAAGGACCCUGCUGCCGUGAAGAGAGGCAACAAAAACGGACCAGCCUACUCCAAGGAGAUCCAGCACGAACAGCUGAGACGCUUCAAUUGCCGCAAGGAGACAAUGGCUAGCAACAAGCUGCUUUGGACGGAGCCACGCAAGAAUCUGCGUUGUGUGAUUCCAAUCCAGGGCUACUUUGAGUGGCAGAGAACCAAGGAGAAGCCUGCUUUCUAUGUGACUCUGAAGAACCGUCCUCUUGUGUUUCUUGCCGGAGUGUACGCCCACAACUACAACUACAACGAUACUGAGAUGGUGAAGGACGGCGACGAGUACCUUUCUUCGUUUUCCAUUGUCACCGGCCCAGCCACAGGUAAAGGCUCCAACGAUCUUCUGUGGCUCCACGACAGAAAGCCCAUUUUGCUUGAGCCCAACACCAAGGAGUGGUUCGACUGGCUCACGCCCAACCACGAGUGGAACCCCGAGCUUUUGAACACGGCGUUGAACCACGAGGACAAUAAGGCUUACGAUGUGCUCACCAGCUAUGAGGUGGACAAGGCCAUUGGAAACCCUUCAGUCGAUGGCCCUGAUAACUUGAAGCCAGUGAAGAAGCAGCAGAAGGACAUCGGGCUGUUCUUUGGCGCCAAGCCCAAGAAGGAGGCUCCCAAGGAGGAGCCUGAGGUGGAAGAGUCCAAUGUCAAAGAGGAGUCCAACGUCAAGGAGGAACCUGAUGUGAAAGAAGAGCAAGAUGCGGAAGGCAAGGACAAGGACGCCGAGGAGAAGGACGAUCCCAAGGAGGAGCCCGACGAAGAUGUUCUUGAGGAGAUUGACGACGGUUUGCCUGAAGACGGCGUUGAGAACGAGGACGAAGUCGAGGACGACGGAGAGUAUGAGGAAAACGCCGACGCCGGCGAGGACGGUGAAGACGAUGAAGACGACGGUGGAGAUGGCGAUGACGGCGAGGACGACGACGAGGUUCCUGAUGUGAAGGAAGAAGUCGAAGAGCUCGAGGAAGACGAGGAGGAGGACGAAGACGAGGAGAAGGUCGGCAACGUCGAGAUCGAAGACGAUGAGGACCUCGGCGAGAAGGAAGUUGGCGACGACGAUCUUGCCGAUGAAGACGUCAAGGCCGAAGCUCAGGAGCUCGGUAAGGAGGAAGAGGUCAAGGAAGACGAGCCCAAGGCCAAGGGCAAGGAGGCUCCAAAGGACAAGAAGGCCAAGGGCAAGGAGUCUGGCAAGGACAAGGAGCCUCUGGCAGGUUCCAAGCGUAAGAGCAGUGCCCAAGGCAAUGACUCUAAGCGUAAGAAGUAA